This is a messenger RNA of Cuculus canorus (common cuckoo), 7240 nucleotides long. It is a transcript of the gene NEO1, whose product is annotated as neogenin 1. NCBI's taxonomy places the organism in Eukaryota, Metazoa, Chordata, Aves, Cuculiformes, Cuculidae. The coding region runs from base 99 to 4445 and encodes 1448 amino acids. Gene Ontology annotation, biological process: cell-cell adhesion. Gene Ontology annotation, cellular component: membrane. The transcript is spliced from 29 exons. Gene Ontology annotation, molecular function: protein binding. The record is from RefSeq and is a predicted model, not a curated record.
GGGCGGCGCGCGCCCCUGUGGCCGCGCGCGAGGCGGAGCGCGCGGUGGGACCGGCCCGCGCGGAGCCUCCCGGCCGCCUCAGCGCUCGGCGGGCAGCGAUGGCGCCGGGCAGAGCCCGCCGGCUGCUCGGCUCCCUCUGCAUCGCGCUGCUCCUCGGGCAGCCCGCGCCCGCCGCCGCCCGCAGCGGCUCCCACGGCCUCGCAGAAUCCCUUGUGAGAACCUUCACUCCUUUUUACUUUCUGGUGGAGCCCAUGGACGUCCUGUCAGUUCGUGGGGCUGCUGUUAUCAUGAACUGCUCCGCUUAUUGUGAGACUGCUCCGAAAAUUGAAUGGAAGAAAGAUGGGACUUUUCUCAACCUGGUGUCGGAUGACCGCCGCCAGUUGCUACCAGAUGGAUCUUUAUUAAUAAACAGUGUGGUGCAUUCCAAGCAUAAUAAACCUGAUGAAGGAUAUUAUCAGUGUGUGGCGACUGUGGAGAGCCUGGGGACUAUUGUCAGCAGAACAGCAAAGCUCACCGUAGCAGGCCUCCCCAGGUUCACCAGUCAGCCCGAACCGUCAUCUGUCUCUAAAGGAAACAGUGCAGUCCUUAACUGUGAAGUCAAUGUGGACCUUGCGCCAUUUGUGAGGUGGGAGCAGGAUCGCCAGCCAGUCUUUCUGGACGACCGGGUGUUUAAACUGCCAAGCGGAGCUCUGAUCAUUAGCAACGCUACUGAUGAGGACAGAGGACUCUACCGCUGCGUCAUUGAAAGUGGUGGGACCCCCAAAUACAGUGACGAAGCAGAGCUCAAAAUUCUUCCAGAUCCUGAGGAGGCACAGAGCCUGAUGUUUGUGCGGCAGCCGUCUUCACUUACCAGAGUCACAGGACAGAGUGCGGUCUUCCCAUGUGUUGCCGUAGGAUUUCCAGCUCCGUAUAUCAGGUGGACAAGAAAUGAAGAGGAGCUUAUCGCAGACAGCUCUGAAAGGUUUCUUCUGCUUGCGGGAGGCAGUCUGGAGAUCAGGGAUGUGAUGGAAGAGGAUGCGGGGACAUAUACCUGCAUCGCGGGCAGUGGAAAUGAGACGAUUGAGGCUCAGGCAGAACUUACAGUUCAAGUUCCUCCUGAAUUUCUGAAGCGGCCGGCAAACAUUUAUGCUCAUGAAUCGAUGGACAUUGUGUUUGAAUGCGAAGUGAUUGGAAAACCAACUCCAACGGUGAAAUGGGUCAAGAAUGGAGACAUGGUGAUCCCCAGUGACUAUUUCAAAAUUGUUAAAGAACAUAAUCUGCAAGUUUUGGGUCUGGUGAAAUCAGAUGAAGGAUUCUAUCAGUGCAUUGCAGAAAAUGAUGUUGGAAACGCACAAGCUGGAGCCCAGCUGAUAAUACUUGACCUUGAUGUUGCCAUCCCAACAUUACCUCCCACUUCACUGACCAGUGCCACUAAUGACCAUCUAGCACCAGCUACAACAGGACCGUUGCCUUCAGCCCCGCGGGACGUUGUGGCCACCCUCGUCUCCACUCGCUUCAUCCGACUGACAUGGCGGACGCCUGUAUCGGACCCUCAAGGGGACAACCUCACCUAUUCAAUCUUCUACACCAAGGAAGGUAUAAACAGGGAACGUGUGGAAAACACAAGUCGUCCCGGAGAGACACAAGUGACAAUCCAAAACCUGAUGCCUGAAACAGUUUAUGUCUUCAGAGUUGUGGCUCAGAACAAGCAUGGCCCCGGAGAGAGCUCGGUCCCGCUGAAGGUGGCGACUCAGCCUGAGGUUCAGCUUCCUGGCCCAGCACCCAACAUCCGAGCGUACGCCAGCUCACCCACCUCUGUCAGUGUCACCUGGGAAACGCCCUUGUCUGGCAAUGGAGAAAUCCAGAACUACAAGCUGUAUUACAUGGAGAAGGGACAGGACACUGAACAGGAUGUUGAUGUAGCAGGGCUCUCCUACACCAUUAACGGAUUAAAGAAGUACACAGAAUACAGUUUCCGAGUGGUGGCUUACAAUAAACAUGGCCCUGGAGUCUCGACCCAAGACGUGGUGGUACGAACGCUGUCAGAUGUCCCCAGUGCUCCACCACAGAAUCUGACGCUGGAGGUGCGGAACUCCAAGAGCAUAAUGCUGCACUGGCAGCCACCUCCUGCAGAGACUCAGAGUGGGCAAAUCACUGGCUACAAAAUCCGAUACCGGAAGGUGUCGCGCAAGAGUGAUGUAACUGAGAGCAUUGGUGGGACCCAGCUUUUUCAGCUAAUUGAAGGUCUGGAGCGAGGUACAGAAUACAGCUUUCGCGUCGCUGCCCUGACUGUGAACGGCACUGGGCCAGCUACCGACUGGGUGUCAGCAGAAACAUUUGAGAGCGAUCUGGAUGAAACGCGGGUUCCUGAAGUUCCGAGUUCCUUACAUGUCCGCCCGCUCGUCACCAGUAUUGUCGUGAGCUGGACUCCCCCCGAGAACCAGAACAUCGUGGUGAGGGGCUACGCCAUCGGGUACGGGGUGGGCAGCCCUCACGCGCAGACCAUCAAGGUGGACUAUAAACAGCGGUACUACACCAUUGAAAACCUAGACCCGAGCUCCCACUAUGUCAUAACUCUGAAAGCGUUCAACAACGUUGGGGAAGGAAUCCCUCUCUACGAGAGUGCCGUGACCAGGCCACACUCAGACACUUCCGAAGUUGAUUUGUUUGUUAUUAAUGCUCCAUACACUCCAGUGCCAGAUCCGUCUCCCAUGAUGCCCCCGGUGGGAGUUCAGGCUUCCAUUCUGAGCCAUGACACCAUACGGAUCACUUGGGCAGACAACUCUCUGCCGAAGAACCAGAAGAUCACGGAUGCUCGCUACUACACGGUUCGCUGGAAAACCAAUAUCCCUGCCAAUACAAAGUACAAGACCGCAAAUGCAACCACUCUGAGCUAUUUAGUGACGGGGUUAAAACCGAAUACCUUGUAUGAAUUCUCUGUGAUGGUGACUAAAGGUCGAAGGUCAAGUACUUGGAGCAUGACAGCACAUGGAACGACUUUUGAAUUAGUUCCUACUUCUCCACCCAAAGACGUGACUGUGGUGAGCAAAGAGGGAAAACCUCGGACAAUAAUCAUUAACUGGCAGCCUCCGUCUGAAGCCAAUGGCAAAAUUACAGGGUACAUCAUUUACUACAGCACGGAUGUGAAUGCCGAAAUACAUGACUGGGUUAUUGAACCUGUGGUGGGAAACAGGCUGACCCAUCAGAUACAAGAACUGACCCUUGAUACGCCGUAUUAUUUCAAAAUCCAGGCCCGCAACUCGAAGGGCAUGGGGCCGAUGUCUGAGGCUGUCCAGUUCAGAACCCCCAAAGCUGAAUCCUCAGAUAAAAUGCCUAAUGAUCAAGCUUCAGGAUCUGCAGGGAAAGGCAGCCGCCCGGUGGACAUAGGACCAGAUUACAAACCACCGCUUGGUGGCAGUAACAGUCCCCAUGGAAGCCCUACUUCUCCCUUGGACAGCAACAUGCUCCUUGUAAUCAUCGUCUCCGUUGGAGUGAUCACCAUUGUCAUAGUGGUGAUAGUCGCUGUCUUCUGCACUCGCCGUACGACUUCUCACCAAAAAAAGAAACGAGCUGCCUGCAAAUCAGUGAACGGGUCCCAUAAGUACAAAGGCAACUCCAAAGAUGUCAAGCCUCCGGACCUCUGGAUCCAUCACGAAAGGCUGGAGCUAAAACCUAUUGAUAAAUCUCCAGAUCCCAAUCCAAUCAUGACAGAUACCCCAAUCCCUCGCAACUCCCAAGACAUCACCCCAGUUGAUAAUUCCAUGGACAGCAAUAUCCAUCAAAGGCGGAAUUCCUAUAGAGGGCAUGAGUCGGAGGAUAGCAUGUCCACACUGGCAGGAAGAAGGGGGAUGAGGCCCAAGAUGAUGAUGCCUUUCGAUUCUCAGCCACCCCAGCCUGUGAUUAGUGCUCAUCCCAUCCAUUCACUCGAUAACCCUCACCAUCAUUUCCACUCCGGCAGCCUCGCUUCUCCAACUCGCAGCUAUCUCCAUCACCAGGUCAGCCCGUGGCCGAUUGGCACAUCCAUGUCCCAUUCAGACAGGGCCAAUUCCACAGAAUCUGUUCGGAACACACCCAGCACAGAUACCAUGCCGGCAUCCUCGGCUCAGGCGUGUGCUGACCACCAGGAUCCUGAAAGCGCCACAGGAUCUUACUUGGCUAAUGCACAAGAGGAGGAUUCAGCCCAGAACCUCCCUACGGCACAUGUCCGGCCUUCCCACCCACUGAAGAGUUUUGCGGUGCCGGCAGUUCCACCUGCGGGCGCCAGCUAUGACCCUGCACUGCCCAGCACACCGUUACUGACCCAGCAAGCUCCGAACCAUCCAGUUCACUCGGUGAAGACAGCGUCGAUUGGGACUUUAGGAAGAACUCGACCUCCUAUGCCAGUGGUGGUUCCCAGUGCCCCUGAUGUGCAGGAAACCACCAGGAUGCUUGAGGACUCGGAAAGCGUAGAACUACGAACCGGAUGAGCUGACCAAAGAGAUGGCCCACCUGGAAGGACUGAUGAAGGACCUUAACGCCAUCACUACAGCGUGACCACCUUCGCCAGGACGUGACUCCAGACAAGUCUUGGGACUCAGCCUUGGAACACAAGGAAUUGUACAGAGGAAAAUAAAAAACAAGAGGAAAAAAACAGGAAGAGGGACAGCACACGAGAGCCCACACAGUACACGAACGAACCAGCCAGCGCAUUCGUGCUGCAGCUGGUAAGAGAGGUGACCUUUCUUUUCAUCGUCCUGCAAGGAAGUCAUUGCCAGGUGGAAUUCCAUUUAGCUGCUGAGACCGUGCAGGGUGGGACGCAUCGGGCUGACAUCCAGCAUCUGGACAAAACGAAAAAAGGUGGACUUCCCGUUUUUUUUUCUGGUCAGGUUUUGUCUCAGUGGUGUGGUUGCCCUGCCUUUUCAGUGUUGGACAUUUGCUUUUAUGUACAAUUUUAUUUGUGUUUUUAUUUUAUCUUUUUUUAUAAAAAGGAAAAAACUAUCGUAAUCAAAAAAAAAAAAAAGGAGAAACUGUUGUUUUCCACAGCCUAGACCGACGUUUGACUGCUUGUUCUAUUGUGUAUGAAAAUUCAUUGCCAGCGUGGGUUGUUCUGUUUUGGUUUUUAUUCUGCGUAUAAUUACGUCCCCUUCUGGCAGUUAAUCCAUGGCCUUUGGGAUGCUGCACUGCUAUUUGUAAGCUUUUUUUAUUAUUUUUAUAUUAUAAUUAUUAAAGCCUGACUUUCUCCUCUCAUCACUGUGAGAUUACCAGUCUGUUUGAAUCGAAGUGUAAUUUGAAAGGCUUGUUUGUCGCUUUUUGUGCAGUUUUAAUAUUUUGAGUGGGGAAAAGUAGACGGGGAAGGGGAGGGGAUCCCGUGGGAGGUUUCAUUAUCAUUUUCCUGUCUUUCUACAUUGACUCGAAAGACUGAAGGAAACUAAAGCAUCUUCUGUAAUGUCCUUCCUUGUACCUUCAGCAUCCUCUGUCCCUGGUUACCAGAUUGCAGUGAGACUCAUUUAGAAGCAUUAAAAAGCUUCCUCCUGAAAGCAGGGCUCCUUCUAUUGGGGUGACGCUACAGCUUAUUUCGGCAGCGGGGCUCUGCCUUGUUGGUGGUAGUUUAAAGAUGGCAUCACAAAACUUCAGGGCGCAGAUUGAGCGCGGAGCUGUUGGUGCAGGCCAUGAUGGGCAGCACCCGCGGCUCCUCUGCUUCCCUCGGAGCCACCUGCGCCUCCCAGGAGAGGGAGGUGGGGACUGCUUUGCAGCAGCAGCACAGCACCACGUCUUACUGUGAGAACACUGCAUGCCCACAGGGUCCUUCGGCGCCCAGCCCAGCCCCAGCGCGGUUCUGCUGUCCCAAGCCAAUUACACAAGAAUCCUUCCCUUAAGGAUUCCUCAGAGACACAAGCAAGGCAAAAAUGUAUUUUUUUUUUUACACUCUGGAGACCAAUUUAAAAGCAAAUGCAUAUUAGUGACUCCAGAGCUGUUCCUGUGCCUGCCUAGAAAGGAAGGAAAGCUAAGAGGGAACUCCUGUGCGAGUGGAAGGAGUGGGGCUUUUCUUUUGCCCUGGUACGGCUGCCUGGCUCUGCCUUACGCGAUGGGGAGGAACGGCUUAAAGAGAGGGACUGUAUUGUAGUAAAAAGAAAAGGAAACCAUACCCAGCUGCCGAACGAACAUGUGCAAUUUCACUUUUAUGGUGAAAGGAAACUCAAAACUUACUGGUGCUUCAGAUGGUGAAUCUGCUCUUCUUGAGCAUCGGAUCUGUGACCACGGGAGCUCAGCGGUGACGGUGGAGGCCAGGCAGGUAGCAGGCGCCGCACGUGCAGGUGCCUCUAUGGCUGUGCCUGCUGAAACAUGAAGGGAAAUGCUAUGGGCUGCUUAAAUUGAAAUAUAAAACUCAAGAACUUGGGUCCAUUUAUUUCUUUUAUCGGUGUGAUUAAAACUUGAAGCUCUGGGCCCUGUCAGUAACAGAAGGGAGAGCCAGUGGAUCAGCCGGAGAGCAGCAGGGGCUGGACUUGAGGCUUCCCUUCCCUUCUUUUCCUGGACUCUGUGUUGCCAUUUCUAGGCCAUUUCCUGGUUUUAUUUAUUAUUUGAGGGGUGGGAAGGAAUCAAAUGCCUCAGAGCACUGUGGGCCACCUGGAUAAUUGAUGUUUGGGCUUCUGAUCAAUCCAAUUCAGGGCAAAAAUAAGCUACAGAAUAUGUAUUUAAAUAAUAAACUACACACUCUGUCCAGAGAGGAGGGGGGUUUGUUUCCCUUUGCCUAUUUUUUACCUGUACCCAAAGAGAUGCCAUUGUACACAAGCAGUAUUCCUAGCUGGUGGGUCUUUGUGAAUAUUACCUAUGUAUAACACCAUGAAUGUUAAUAUCGUCAUUGAAUUGGGGCGGGGGAAUAUUUUUAAUGAUAAAACAACUGUUCAAAGUUGGUUUUUUAAGGUUAAACUAAAAGAAAAAAAAAACAUUUAUUCAGUGUACAAUCUGUAUUGCACUUUUUUCACAUUUUAAUGCUACGUUUUCUUACCUAUCCUGUGAUUUUCAAUUUGGAACAUUGUGUACCCUUGUAGCGUCCUUGUCGAGCUGUUCCCUGGCAGCUUCCCUCAGCGGCACAGGGGGAGAAAACCAACCCUGUACAUUGGUUUAUGAUUCCCAUGUAGAAGGAUUUUGAGGACUGCUGUAGACGUCUCCCUUUCUGUACAUUUUUUUGCUUUUCUGUAGUGUUUGCUGUAUACUCUAUGGCUUUUUUUAAUACCUUCAUGUUUAUUAUUUUGUAUUGGACAUCCAAUACACUUUUUUUAAU